AUGAUGGUACCUCGAACGUCAGGGCAUGGCCCGGCGAGCACGGGAGGGGAGGAGGACGAGCUGUUGGUGUUUGGAUAUGGCAGUACGCUGUUUGAGGCAACCCCGCGUGUUGUGCAGAGCAUCAACGAGGGACAUAGCCUGAUAGGAUGGCUUGACAGAGACGAUGUCACUUUGGACCGAUAUGAUGCACGGCUGUUGGUGGACGACUACCAGGUGAUUCGCAAGCAAAAGCGGCCCAACUCAUGUGACUCGCGACUAUUGUGCUUCAUCUCGAACACAACUCAAACAGAUGCGCAACGCAAGGCAUCUCCCAACCAACGGUUGGCCUUUAUGAUUGCAGAACAGCCAACCUUGCACAAGCGACAUCAUGAUACCAAUCGCGAUGCAUCUGGAAACGCCCGCAAUCGGUCACAGGGUGUUCGAGGUCAGAGCCGCCAAACGCGCAUUGAUUUGCAGGGCCGACCCAGCACGCGCCCGCAAGCUGGCAAUGGUGUGGGUGCCGCCAUUGCGCCACCCGAACAGCUGCGACAAGCCGAUGCCAACACUGCUUCGCUUGCAAAGGAUUCGAGCACACCAGCUGAGGAACCGUCCAAAGUAGAGGACUUGGAUCUGGCCGCGCCACCUGAGGACCUGGCUUUGCCGGAGUGUGUGGCUCAUUUAGCAGCACCAGCUCGGCCUCACACCCAACGCCAGCUCGAAGUCAUUGAGCGAACCACAAAGUUCCUACUGAAUAAUCCACCCCAAAUGGAGAUUGUCAUGCGGUCAAAGCAAAGCCGCAAUCCCUGGAUGCAGUUUCUCAACAUGAAGCAUCGCUUGUAUAAUUUCUAUGUGACGCUCAAACUUCAUUUGAAGGACGCCCCCGAAGAGACGAAAGAGACGACGACAACAACCCCAGCUUCAGGAGAAACCACAGCUGCUGCUGCUGCCGAAGUCAAGCCAGCAACUGCAUCCACUGACGCCAGCAGGUCCAACCCGCCCUCUAAGCGCCCGCGUCGCUGGGACCAGCGCCCUGACUCGGCUUGA
Monosiga brevicollis MX1 is the source of this 1023-nucleotide messenger RNA. RefSeq lists its product as uncharacterized. The record is from RefSeq and is a predicted model, not a curated record. NCBI's taxonomy places the organism in Eukaryota, Choanoflagellata, Craspedida, Salpingoecidae. The transcript is spliced from 2 exons. Gene Ontology annotation, molecular function: RNA binding. Gene Ontology annotation, biological process: RNA processing; mRNA 5'-splice site recognition. Bases 1 to 1023 code for a protein of 340 amino acids.